AUGGAGCGAGUUACAGACGCUCCCAAGGAGGCAGAUGAUUCAAUCUCUCCUCGUGCCUUCGAUACAAUGUCAGAUGCUGCUAAGGUGGAUAAAUCCGGCAACCAAAUAGUCGAACAGUCGACCUCGGCCGACGAUGUAGAAAAUCAAUCCGAUACACAAAGCCUUCAGGCAGGUGUGCAGAGAGCAGAGAUCUUGCGAAAAGGAUGGACGAAGAAGGGUUUAUAUACGGCCUUUGUCGGUCUGUUCAUCGCGACACUCGCAAUCAACUUUGGCGAUUAUUCCACCCAGGUCUAUGUCCCGUACACCACUAGCGCCUUUAAGCAACACUCUGCAAUGAGCGCGGCUCGCGUAGUCAUGAACAUCACCCGCAUCGCUUCCUACCCUAUCAUUGCGAAGCUUGGAGAUGUCUUCGGCAGAGCUGAGAUGUUUAUCCUCGCCAUCGCAGCCUCUACUCUUGGCUACGUGAUUUACGCCGCCUGCGAAGAUAUCGCGCAAUAUAUGGUUGCUGGUAUCUUUGAAGCUAUCGGAUCGACAGGCUACGCGCUUACGCAGCAAGUUUUCGUUGCGGAUGUUACCAACCUAAUCAAUCGUGGUAUCUGGUCUACACUUCCUGAUUCCCUCACCACCGUCCCGACCUUAUAUUUGGGCACGAUUGUCGCACAACGCAUGCUGGACCACUCGACUUGGCGAUGGGGCUGGGGCAUGUGGGCCAUCAUAACGCCAGUCUGCGCGGUGCCUUUGAUUGGAACAAUGCUAGUCUAUCAGCGGCGCGCACCAAUCAAGGUUCCCAUUGCCAAAGCGAUGGGCUGGAAGGAGACCGACACUUGGUAUCAGCGUGCAUAUCGUUUACUUUGGGUGGAGCUAGACCUACCGGGUGGUGUCUUGCUGUUGCUCGGAUUGUCCCUAUUGUUGGUCCCCAUCGCCUUGACAGGUGCCAACAACAGCAACGCGUGGCAUAAAGGUAACUUCAUCGCUAUGGUAGUCCUCGGAGUCAUAUUUCUUAUCUCAUUUGUCAUCUGGGACGCCCGGUUUGCGAAGAAGCCGUUCGUGCCUUAUCGCAUGAUUAAACAGCGGACCGUGGCAGCAGCAUGUCUCCUCGGCGCUCUCGACUUCUUCCACUACUCAGUCUUCUCAGUCUUCUUCACUAGUUACCUCCAAGUCGCGGGACACUUCAACGCAGGCAACGCCACAAGAAUCGACAACUCCCUUCGUGUCGCCUUCCAAGUCUCCGGCAUCUUCGCCGCCUUCUUCAUGAAAUACACCAAACGCUCCCAAAUCUGGGUUCUAAUCGGUGUCCCCCUCUGCAUCCUGGGCAUGGGCAUCCUCCUCUAUCUAGUAGACAUGGGCGACGGCAAAACGGGCAACGAAGCAGCCUUUGUCACCGCCAAAUCCUUAAUUGGUAUCGGCCGCGGCUUCUACCAAACCGCAGCACAGGUCUCAGUUCAGGCCGUCGUCUCCAGACAGGAAGUAUCAGUCGUGACGGCCGUUUUCUUCGCAUCGAUGAGCAUCGGCGGUGCCAUUGGAACUAGUGUUGCGGGUGCUAUUUGGCGGAGUAAUCUGCCACGCAAGUUGAGCGAGUAUCUGCCUGAUGAGGCGAAGAGUCAGGCUAAGUCGAUCUUUGGGUCGAUUGUUGUGGCGAAGAAGUAUCCCGUGGGUGAACCUGUUAGGAAUGCCAUUGAUCGGAGUUAUCGCGAGUCGCAGCGGUUGUUGGCUAUUGCUGCUAUUUCGGCGCUUGCGCCGAUGGUGAUUAUUAUGUUCUUUUUGAAGAAUGUGCAUUUGGAUGAGAGGCAGACUGCGAAGGAGGAGGUAGAUAGAGAGAUGGUGGAGCAGAAGAAGGGUGAUGCGGAAUAA
Aspergillus caelatus is the source of this 1851-nucleotide messenger RNA. RefSeq names its product major facilitator superfamily domain-containing protein. NCBI's taxonomy places the organism in Eukaryota, Fungi, Ascomycota, Eurotiomycetes, Eurotiales, Aspergillaceae. Gene Ontology annotation, biological process: siderophore transmembrane transport. Gene Ontology annotation, molecular function: siderophore-iron transmembrane transporter activity. The transcript has 5 exons. The record is from RefSeq and is a predicted model, not a curated record. The coding region runs from base 1 to 1851 and encodes 616 amino acids.